This is a messenger RNA of Parnassius mnemosyne (clouded apollo), 687 nucleotides long. NCBI's taxonomy places the organism in Eukaryota, Metazoa, Arthropoda, Insecta, Lepidoptera, Papilionidae. The record is from the annotation of a GenBank genome assembly.
AUGUCAAAAUCAGACGAUGUUGGUUAUGCUUCAUAUCAAAAUGAAAGUUUUAAGGGUGAAAAACUGAUAUAUCCAGCAGCAUCUAGAAAUAAAGAACCUAUACUACAUGUUUUAAAAAGAUUUAUAAUUAGUGAUACUGAUACCCUAAAUGAUGAGAGUCCAAUUUUUGUUGAGAUAGCAUCUGGAUCUGGACAACAUGUAGCACAUUUCGCACCCCAUUUCCCUGAUGUUAAAUUCCAACCUUCUGAAGUGGAUGAAAAUUUGUUAGGCAGUAUAUCUAUAUAUGCUACAAACUGCCCAACGAAAAACAUACUGCAACCUAUACUGCUUGAUGUACGGAACAAUCUUUCUUGUUAUGGAUUUGAAGAAAACAGUAUAGACUAUAUAUACAAUGCAAACAUGAUGCAUAUAAGUCCAUAUGAAUGCACUAUAGGAUUAUUUGAAAAUGCUGGAACAUACUUAAAACCAGAAGCUUUUAUGAUAACAUAUGGCCCCUAUAGUAAAGAUGGUGUAAUAACACCUCAAAGUAAUAUUGACUUUAAUAUCUCCCUUAAACAACGAAAUCCCUUAUGGGGUAUUCGAGAUAUUAAUGAUUUAGUAAAAUUAGCAGAACUGAACAAUUUAUCUCUUAUAGAUACAAUUGAAAUGCCUGCUAAUAAUAAGACACUGGUAUGGAAAAAGAACUGA